This is a messenger RNA of Knipowitschia caucasica, 1404 nucleotides long. NCBI's taxonomy places the organism in Eukaryota, Metazoa, Chordata, Actinopteri, Gobiiformes, Gobiidae. The record is from the annotation of a GenBank genome assembly.
AUGGUGGGUGUGACUGUGAUCAUCCAUAUCUCAGUAACGAGGGUUAUCAUGAUCAUGUGCUGCUGUGGUGCUGCUGAAGAGGGAGAGGGCGGAUGGAAGCGGGUUGGGAAAGAAGCUGCAGGAGCCUCUGUUGAUCCGUCGGCUGUGAGGGAAGCGUGUGUGUGCGUUUCACAUUGGAGAACUGGCCAGGAGGUUCCGGAUGGCGAGCUUAGUCCCGAACCAGAGUUGAGCUCCAAGAGAGGAACUCAUUCAUUGGAAGAACAUGAGCAGAGGUUGCUGCGGGUGCUUCAUCGGUUGAAGCAGUACGGCCUGAAGCUCUCUCCGGAAAAGUGCAAGUUUUUCCAGACGUCGAAGCGGGUUGGGAAAGAAGCUGCAGGAGCCUCUGUUGAUCCGUCGGCUGUGAGGGAAGCGUGUGUGUGCGUUUCACAUUGGAGAACUGGCCAGGAGAGCGGAGUGGAGAGGAAGAGAGCGGGCGACCACGACAUCCACCGCCGGAGAGAGAUGGACGUUGGGAAUGACAGACUUCACACGAGAGGGUCCAAGGCUGGAGUAUUUUUGGAGGACCCACCCAAACUGGACCCGCCCACACAGGACCCGCCCACACAGGACUCGUCGACACUGGACUCGUCGACACUGGACUCGUCGACACAGGACCCGCCCACACAGGACCCGCCCACACAGGACCCGCCCACACAGGACCCGCCCACACAGGACCCGCCCACACAGGACUCGUCGACACUGGACUCGCCCACAUUGGACCCGCCCACAAUGGACCCGCCCACACAGGACUCGUCGACACUGGACUCGCCCACAUUGGACCCGCCCACAAUGGACCCGCCCACACAGAAUCCAUCUACACAGGACCUGCCCAUACUGGACCUGCCUACAGAGGACCCACCAAAACUGGACCCGCCCACACAGGACCUGCCUACACAGGUGCCACCCACAGCCGUCGGGGACAUACAGCUUCCAUAUGACGAGGCAGAGCAGGCAGCCUUUCUCCUGAAGCCGCUCAACAGCCCAACUCAGACAGGUCGACACUUCCAAAGCAGCACCUCCUCCUCUGUCAGAGCCCACAUGGUCCCACAGCCGGACCAGGAGUGCAGCCCCUCUGACCACUCCAACCUGCAGCUCCCUCCUCUAGCCCACAUGGUCCCACAGCCGGACCAGGAGUGCAGCACUGACCACUCCAACCUGCAGCUCCCUCCUCUAGCCCACAUGGUCCCACAGCCGUACCAGGAGUGCAGCUCCUCUGACCACUCCAACCUGCAGCUCCCUCCUCUGUCAGAGCCCACAUGGUCCCACAGCCGGACCAGGAGUGCAGCACUGACCACUCCAACCUGCAGCUCCCUCCUCUGUCAGAGCCCACAUGGUCCCACAGCCGGACCAGGAGUGCAGCACUGA